Sabethes cyaneus is the source of this 13730-nucleotide messenger RNA. RefSeq names its product spectrin beta chain, non-erythrocytic 1 (gene kst). The transcript is spliced from 15 exons. Bases 457 to 13092 code for a protein of 4211 amino acids. NCBI's taxonomy places the organism in Eukaryota, Metazoa, Arthropoda, Insecta, Diptera, Culicidae. Gene Ontology annotation, biological process: actin cytoskeleton organization. Gene Ontology annotation, molecular function: actin filament binding; phospholipid binding. Gene Ontology annotation, cellular component: cell projection; plasma membrane; cell junction. The record is from RefSeq and is a predicted model, not a curated record.
CCUACGGUGCAGUUGCGUCAAUGCAGCACCGUAAUUAUUUGGACGCUUAGAAAGUGGAAUCGUUUUCGGUGGUGCAGUGUUUUUUUAAUUUAUUUUAUUUUCAACCUUCAUAAAGUGAUUGAUGAUUUGAUUCGACUGCGCAGUGAAUGCAGUGAAUGUGGUGUAAAUAAAGAGAAGAAAAAUUUUUGGUGAAAAAAUUUCCUGAGCGGGGUGGAAACGGUAAAUCCCUUCGGCCACCGCGGGGAAACCGCUCGUACGAACAACCGGUGCACCGGUGGACGUGAAAUUAUUUGCUAUUAUCGGACGGUGGGAUUUUAACACGAACAAGUUGUCUGUUUUCGUUGCAAUCCUGUGACCGCAACAGUUGCAACUCUGGAUUACGGAUACGCCGACGAUUUUAAAGGUUCGCAGUAUGAGCCUGGCGGGUAUGCGACGCAGGUACAGCAACGGUCCAACAUGACGCAACGCGAGGGCAUCUACAAGUUCGAGAAUGAGCGGAUCAAAACGCUGCAGGAGGAGCGGUUGCACAUCCAGAAGAAAACCUUCACAAAAUGGAUGAAUUCGUUCCUAGUCAAGGCCAAAAUGGAGGUCGACGACCUGUUCACCGAUCUGGCCGACGGAAUCAAACUGCUGAAGCUGCUCGAGAUCAUUUCGGGCGAAAAGCUCGGCAAACCGAACAACGGCCGGAUGCGGGUCCACAAGAUCGAGAAUGUGAACAAAAGCUUAGCCUUCCUGCACACUAAGGUUCGCCUUGAAUCCAUCGGAGCGGAAGAUAUUGUCGAUCAUAAUCCACGACUAAUCCUUGGGCUCAUCUGGACAAUCAUUCUACGGUUUCAGAUUCAGGAAAUCGAAAUCGAUGUGGACGAGGAAAACGAAUCAUCGGAAAAGAAAUCCGCCAAAGACGCCCUGCUGCUGUGGUGCCAGCGCAAAACCCAGGGCUACCAGAAUGUACACAUCACCGACUUCACCAACUCGUGGCGCUCGGGGUUGGGCUUCAACGCGCUCAUCCACUCGCACCGACCGGAUCUGUUCGACUACAACAGCCUGCCGCCGGGUCGGAACAUCGAAAACCUCAACCACGCGUUCGAGGUGGCCGACCGGGAGCUCGGCAUCCCCCGGCUGCUGGAUGCCGAAGACAUCGACACCACCCGGCCGGAUGAGAAAUCGAUCCUGACGUACGUGGCCAGCUACUAUCACACCUUUGCUCGGAUGAAAAACGAACAGAAGGGUGGCAAGCGAAUUGCUAACAUUGUCAAUAAACUAAUGGACGCCGACAAGAAAAAAGUACAGUUUGAAAACCUUAUUACUGACCUGUUGAGUUGGAUUCGAAUCAAGACGGCGGAACUUGAGAAGCGUAACUUUCCCAACUCGGUAGAGGGCAUCCAGCGCGAGCUGCUGGCCUUCAAGGAAUACCGCACGAUCGAAAAGCCUCCAAAAUAUAAGGAACGCUCGGAAAUCGAGGCUCUGUACUUCCACGUUAACACCCUGCUGAAAUCACUGAACCAACCGCACUACACACCCCAGGACGGCAAAAUGAUCAACGACAUCGAAAAGGCUUGGCGAGCGCUGGAAAACGCCGAACACAACCGGGAGGUUGCACUCCGAGACGAGUUGCUGCGGCAGGAGAAGCUGGAACAGCUUAACUAUAAGUUUGAGAAGAAGUCAGUAUUACGAGAAGGUUAUCUGAACGAAAUGAUUCAGGUACUGUCGGAUCCACGGUACGGGGCAAACCUGCGCCAGGUGGAUGCAACCGUCAAGAAACACGAAGCAAUAUCGGCCGACAUACUGGCACGGUCGGAUCGAUUCAACGACCUAACGGACAUGUGCAAUGAACUACACAACGAAAACUAUCACGGAAAGGAUCGCGUUAAGGCACGCGAAACCGAAGUCAUCAAAAAAUGGAAAGAAUUAUUAGAAUUGUUGGAAAAUCAUAAAAAUAAACUGACGCAGUUGAGUGGACUGCUGAACCUACUGCGGGAGAUAGAUGCCACGAUGGGAACGAUCAAAGCGCUGAAGGUUCAGUUCGCAUCCGAAGACGUGGGACCUCAUUUGUUAGGGGUUGAGGAACUGCUGCAAGCACACUCACUGCUGGAACUUCAAGUCACGACGCUGGGCGAAACCCAGCGAAGAUACAUACGACAGGGCGAAGCCUUCAAAAAAGCCGGUCACAAAGACACCAGUCAAAUCGACCAGAAGCUGGCUGAGCUGGCAAAAUCUUACCAAGAACUGCAGGGUUGCAGUGCCGAGCGUAGGGCUCGGCUGGACGAAGCACGUGACUUCUACCAGUUUGUGGAAGAUCACGAGAACGAAGAAGGUUGGUUGGUGGAUAAGCAGCGCAUCUGUAAGGCGGCAAUCACGGCGAAGGAUUUACGGGCGGUUGUUUCGCUUCAGCAGAAGCACAAGGCUUUGGAGGACGAAAUGAAAGUUCGUAAACCGAAAACGGUUCAAAUUAAGGAAGCCGGACGGAAACUGAUUGCCGAUAAACAUCCACGACGAAGUGACGUCCAGGCUAAGAUCGACUCCCUUCGGGAGCACUGGAAGGCGCUGGAAGAUUUGGUUGAUGUUCGAAAGCGACAGCUGGAUGAUGCUGCCGAAGCCUAUCAGUUUUACGCCGAUGCUAACGAGGCGGAUUCUUGGUUGAACGAAAAAAUGGCUCUGGUAGCGUCGGAUGACUACGGAGUUGAUGAGCCUUCGGCUCAAGCUUUACUUCAACGGCAUCGGGAUCUUCAGGGUGAACUGAACGCCUACUCGGGAGAUAUUCUCAAUUUGAAUCAACAAGCUGACAAGCUUAUUAAGGCUGGUAUUUGUACGCUGGAUUUAUCACCAGAACCGGAACCUACUCAAGAACUGGAGCAGGAAGAAUGGGUGAAUGAAACGCGUCUGGUCCCGAAAGAGGUAUGGGAAGAGGAACCCGUCGAACGACUGGAACACAAGACCGUAACGGAGAACAAGUUGCUGCCUCAUGUGCGUGCCCUGUAUCCAUUUGACGGCCAAGGUAUGAAGAUGGCAAAAGGGGAAGUGAUGAUUCUGCAGAACAAGACCAACCCCGAUUGGUGGAACGUGCGAAAACUGGACGGAGCCGAGGGUUUCGUGCCUGCAAACUACGUCAAGGAAAUUGAAGCUCGUCCGGUUCCUUGCCUAAUCCGCAAAGCGGAAAAGGUAAAGGUAAUGCAGAAGGUUAAGAAAACUAUUCUGGUCAAGCAGGUCGUGCCGGUCAAGCGGGUUCGUCCAGCGAAGGUCAGCCAAAUGAAACCCUUGGUUAAACGACGAACCGAUGGGGAUGACUCCGUCGAUAGUAACGACAGUGUCGAUAAGCGCCAGAAGCAUAUCAACAGCACAUACGAUCAGCUGCAGGAGUUGGCCGAACGGCGGCGAGCUCUUCUGGAAGAUUCCAUUUGUUUGUUCCGCUUCUAUCGAGAGUGUGAUGACUUUGAAAAGUGGAUUAAAGAUAAGGAGAAGAUGCUGCGAACGGAUGAUCCGAAGGACAAUGUUGAAAGUGCCAAAAGGAAGUUCGAAACCUUCCUUACGGAUUUGUCCGCUUCUUCGAAGCGGGUAGAAGCCAUCGAUUCCGAUGUCGAAGAUUUCGUUCGCCAAGGUCAUUCCCAGCUGGAUAAAGUCAAAGCCCGCCAGCGUCAGAUUCAUCAAAUGUGGGAACAUUUGAACUACCUGAAGGGUCAGAAAGAGAAGAAUUUGGAGGGAGCUUCCAGUGUGGAGCUGUUCAAUCGAACCUGCGAGGAGGCGAUCGAUUGGAUGAAUGAAAAAAUGACUCAGUUGGACAAUGCUGAAGUCGGGCCUGACCUUAAAACGGUUCAAGCCUUACAAAGACGACACGAAAACCUCGAGCGGGAGCUAGCUCCCGUCCAGGAGAAAGUCAGCCGGGUUAACCUUCUCGGAAAUACUGUCAAGAAUUCCUAUCCAUCCGAACGGGAUAAUGUUACGGAAAAACAAAAAGACAUCCAAGGGCUUUGGAAGAAGGUCCAGGAGAAGGCUAAGGAACGUCGCUCUCGUUUGGAGAACGCCGUUGGACAGCAGAUCUUUACCAACAGCACAAAAGCCCUGCUCAAUUGGAUUGAGGGCGUUCAUAAUCAGUUGAACGCCGAAGAAACGGCACGAGAUGUGGAAACUGCCGAAAAUUUACUGAAAAAACACAACGAUCUUGCCGAGGAAAUUAAAGCGCACGACGAUGAGUUCCAACAGCUGGCUCAGCUGGGUAACCAGCUGCAACAGCGUAAUCCAAAUUUGGUCGAAGUUCCGGAAAUGUUAAAGAAACUUGCCACCGAGCAGCAAGCCCUGUACGCGGGUUGGCAAGCCAAGGAAUGGAAGCUGCAGCAAUGUAUUGAACUGCAAAUCUUUAACCGCGAAGCGGACAAGAUUGACGCCACCACCAAGAGUCACGAGGCAUACCUCGAGUACGAUGAUCUGGGAGACUCGUUGGAUGACGUUGAAGCUAUCCUGAAACGUCACACCGACUUCGAAAACACACUUGGAGCUCAGGACAAAAUUUUGAAGAACUUCUCCGAAGGAGCCGAUAAGUUGAUCCGCAACAAUCACUAUGAUUCGAAGUACAUAGCCGAUCGUCGGGAUCAAGUACUGGACCGUAGGGCCAAGGUUAAGAACCUUGCUCAAAAACGACGCAACGCCCUGCAGGCAUCCAAGGACUUCCAGAAGUUCUCUGCCGACGUGGACGAUUUGAACGUUUGGUUGGCGGACAAGGCGCGUAUCGCAGGAGAUGAAAGCUACAAAGAUUUGACGAACCUUCCGAGAAAGCUCCAGAAGCACAGAGCUUUUGAGCGUGAGCUUCGUGCCAACGAAGGCCAACUACGUACGGUGAACAAAGAAGGAGAUGCUCUGAUUAAGACAAACAAUCGCGCUGAAGAAGUGUCGCAAAUGUUGGCUGUCGUAAAUCAAAAGUGGAAAGAUUUGAAUUCCUCUUCGCUGGAGAAAGGUAGACGAUUGGAGCAAGCAUCGCUGCAACGCGAGCAUAAUCGAAGCAUCGAAGAUGCUAAGAGCAAACUAGACGAAUUGGAUAUUGCACUUCAAAGCAAACAAGUCGGUAAUGAUUUACGCAGCUGUAAGGAUUUGAUGAACAAACACCAAAUGUUGGAGGAUGACAUUAGCAUGUGGGAGCAAAAGGUGGCCGAGUUGGUUACCUCCGGGGAAGAUAUGGCUGACGAAGGUCACUUCGACGCUAACAACAUCAAAAACGAAACGAAGAAACUUCAGAAUAAGUUCGCCAAUCUUAAAGGCCCGGCAGCGAAACGACGUGAAGCGCUGGAGGAAAGCCUACGUUUCCAUAAAUUUGUCUUCGAACUGGACGCUGAACUGCAGUGGAUCAACGAACAUCUGCCAGCUGCCAGUUCGGAAGUUAUUGGACAAAACUUACACCAGGCCCAAAGCCUGUACAAGAAACACAAGAAACUGGAAGCUGAAAUCGAGGGUCACCAACCUAUGAUCAACAAAACCUUGACAUCAGCAGAGAACCUUAUCAAUCAAAACCACCCGGAGAAGGUAAAGGUCAAAGAAUUGUGCAACACCCUUGAACAAGCCUGGCAUGAUCUGCAGGACAAAGCCGCGGAGCGGUCCAAAAAACUCGAACUAUCACUGAAAGCACAGCAAUACCUUUCGGAAGCUGGCGAAAUCGAAACGUGGCUCGGCGAACGUAACAACGUGCUUCGUUCGACCGAUUACGGUCGCGAUCGGGACGCCGCAACGAAGUUGCUAACGAAACACAAAACAAUCGAACUGGAACUGGACACCUACUCCGGUAUCGUAUCGGAGAUGGGCCACGCGGCGUCGGCCAUGGUAUCCUCCAAACAUCCGGACAGUAAGAUGAUUGCUGCCAAGCAGCAGCUGAUCGAAAAAAUGCUAAAAUCCCUGCAGAAACUGGCAGCGCAGCGACAGCUGCGCCUGAUGGAGAGUCUCUACCGUCACGAGUACUUCAUGGAAUCGACCGACCUGGAGCAAUGGAUCAAGGAGCAGGAACAGGCCGUCAACUCGGAGGAUUACGGUCACGAUUAUGAACAUCUACUGAUUUUGAAGAAUAAGUUUGACGAUCUGAAGCACCGCAUCGAAGUUGGCGCCGAACGGUUCAACCAGUGUGAAGAGUUUGCCAAGAAACUGAUCGGCAGCGAUAGUCCCUAUGCUGCGGAUAUCGAGAAACGGCAGGACCAUCUUAGCGGCAAGAAACCAGUUUACACCGAGGCCCAGCUGGAUGUCGUUGAAAACAUUGAUCAGAUUUGUAACUGUUGGCAGAACCUGCUAAAACAGUUGGCCGCCCGCGAGAAGAAACUGCAUGCCGCAGGCGAGAUCCAUCGUUUCCAUCGGGAUGCCGCCGAAGCCCUUUUCCGUAUUCAGGACAAAAAUGCGGCCCUUUCGACCGAACUGGGUAAGGAUCUAAACUCGGCGCUGGCCCUGGCUCGUAAACACGAAGCAUUCGAAAACGAGCUGGUGGCGCUGGAAGCUCAGCUGCAGUUCCUGGUGGAUGAUUCACUCCGCCUGCAGGCCAAGUAUCCCGGUGACAAUGCGAAAGCGAUCGCCGUCGAACAGGAGAACGUCAUCCAGGCGUGGAACGUACUGAAGGAGAAGUCUGCGCUGCGCAACGAUCAGCUGCAGGCCAGCUGCGAUCUGCAGCACUUCCUGACCCAGGUUCGGGAUCUGAUGUCGUGGGCGACCAAUCUGCGAGCGGCGCUGCAAGCAGAGGAACACGUGAGCGACGCAACGGGAGCAACGGCACUGAAGAUUCAACAUGAUGCCAUCUAUGGGGAGAUUGAAGCACGGGAGGAAACGUUCCGCUAUUUGAACGAGCUGAGUGAUUCGAUGGUGCAGACGGGGCAUUACUCCGCCACGGAGGUGGAGGAGAAGUGUUCGGCGCUGUUGGAUGAAAGGGCUAAGCUGCAUUCGGCUUAUAAUAAGAAAAAGAUUCUGCUGGAGCAGAAGAUUGAUCUGUUCUGCUUUAUGCGGGAUGCGAAGGUUAUUGAUAACUUGAGCAGCGGACAGGAGGCGGCGUUGUCCAGUUCGGAUUUUGGACAGACCGUGGAGGUGGUGCAGGAUCAGGUGAAAAAACACGAUGCGUUUGAGAAGUUGAUUCAAACGCAGGAUGAGAAGGUGGCGAUACUGCAGGAUCACGGUAGGAAGUUGGUUGAGCAAAACCAUUAUGAUAGUGAAAAUAUUCGAAGGAGAUUGAGGGAAAUUAUCGAACGAAGACAGCGUAUUAAGGAGUUGUGCGCGUUGAGACGGCAGAAGCUACAGAACGCGUUGUUGUAUGCUCAGUUUAUACGGGAUUGUGCCGAAGCUGGGGCUUGGAUUAAUGAGAAACAGAAGAAACUGGAGGCGGAUGCGGGCAGCUUCGCUGAUGUGACUAAUAUGGAUGAUAAGAUUAAGAAGCUGCAGAAGCAUCAGGCUUUCCAAGCGGAAGUGGCAGCGAACGAGGGUCGUAUCAAGGAGGUUAAGCAGAAGGGGGAGACAUUGAUUGCUAAGCGGCACCAAUGUGCGCCGGAGAUUGAGGAGGAAGUUCGUAAGCUGUGUGAAUCGUGGAAAGUUUUACUGAAUGAGGUGUUGACGCGUGGUAGAGGACUCGAGGAGGCUCAGGAUAUACUGGAGUUUAACAGUCAGCUAGACAAGCUGGAGGCUUGGAUUCGCGAUAAGGAGAUGAUGGUUAAUGCCAGCGAUACCGGUCGAGAUUUGGAGCAUUGCAAUGCUCUCAAGCGAAAGCUGGAUGAUGUCGAUUCCGAUAUGCGAGUUGAUGAUCAGAGAAUCAAAACUAUCAACGUGCUAGCGGAUAAGUUGGUAACGCAAGGUAAAGCACCAAACGAAUCUAAGAAUGUACAACAGAGAAGAAAUAAUUUCAACAAUAAAUGGAAGUCACUGCAGGGAGCGCUGAACAAGUACCGAGAGCUGCUGGAUGGAGCAUACGAGAUUCAUGUGUUCGAUCGAGAUAUCGAUGAUACUGCCGAGCGAAUUGCUGAGAAGCAACUGGCGAUGAGUGUGGAGGAUACUGGACGCGAUUUGAAUGCGGUAGAAUCGCUGAAGCGAAAGCAAGAUGCAAUGCAGCGAGACAUGACUGCGGUGCAGCAGAAAAUCGCGGAACAUGAUAAACGAGCAGCUGUACUGGCUCAGAAAUACCCCGACAAUGCCGAUAAUAUUGAGGAAAAACUAGAAGAAUUGAAACGACAGUGGAAUAAUUUGCAAGAGGCGAGCGUGAAGCGAGCUGAAGCCUUGGACAAUGGCUACACGGCGCACAAGUUUACAGCAAACGUGAAAGAAUUGGAACUGUGGACGAACGAUAUGAUCAAGAAGAUGGAUUCGGUUGCGAAUCCUGCUACGAUCGGCGAGUGUCAGGCGCAAAUUCAACUGCAUCGGGAACGGAAAGCGGAGAUCGAUGGACGCGAUAAAGUGUUCAAAGCUCUGCAGGAGCACGGUGAGCGGUUGGUGGCUGAAAACAAAGCCCAAGGAAUCAAAAACGAUUACGUAGAAAAGGCCCUGCGUCAGCUGGAGGAUUUGAACAAGCAUCUGCACGAUUCCUGGAAAGGUAAAGAUCGUGGCCUGAAGGAAGCACAUCAGCUGCAGCAGUUUAAGGAACAAGCCGACCAGAUUGAGGCUUGGCUCGCUAACAAGGAAGCAUUCCUCAACAACGACGAUCUGGGAGAAUCGUUCACUGCUGUGGAAGCGUUGAUCAAGAAGCACGAAGCUUUCGAGAAACUGCUUGCCGCUAGUAGAACGGAUGAACUGGAAAAGUUUGCGGAAGGAAUCCUCGCUGAGAGUCCCUUCGAGGCGGACGUCAUCAAGCAAAGACUGUGCGCCGUCAUGGCUAGAAAGCGGAAGCUGCUAGCUUCAUCGGCUGCAAGGAAACAGAAACUGAUGGAGUCCUGGCAGCUGCAGCAAUUCCUGCGAGGACUGUACGAAGUUACGAAGUGGAUCUCGCAAAAAAUGCAAGUCGCUCUGGAUGAAAACUAUCGGGAACCGAGCAAUUUGCAGAGCAAAAUACAGAAGCAUACGGCCUUUGAUGCAGAACUUGGUGCGAACUCCGUUCGCGUUUCGGCUAUUAUUGAGGAAGGGGAGUCGUUGAUUAAAGCAGAUCAUUACGCGAAGGCAUUGGUGCAGGAACAGCUGGAUAUUCUGGAGGCGGAUUGGCAGAAGCUGCGUGAGGCUUCCGGUCAAAAGAAGGAACGCUUGGGAGAAGCCUACGAGGCAAGAUUAUUCGAGCGAAAUUUGGAAGAUUUCAAUAACUGGAUGGACGAAGUUGAACUACAGCUCUCCUCCGAAGACUACGGUCGUGAUCUGGCUUCGGUCAACAAUCUACUAAAGAAACAUGAAAUGUUGGAAGCCGACGUUGCACAUCACCUGGAAACGUGCGAGCAAGUUACGGCCACCGAUGAGAAGUUCCUCGCUUCCGAUCACUUCCUGAAGGAUGAACUACACGAGAUUGCCAUGCUGACUGUCAAGCGUUAUCAUUCGCUCCACGAACCGACUACAAUCCGGCGCGAUAACUUGGAAGACUCGCUGCAACUGCAUCAAUUCCUGCGGGAUGCCGAAGACGAGCUGUUCUGGCUUAACGAAAAAGAGUCACUGGCAGCUUCCAAAGAUCUGGGAAACAGUCUUACUGCCGUUCAAACCCUGCAAAAGAAACACCAAGCGUUGGAGGCGGAAAUCCUAUCCCAGGAACCGAUAAUUUCCUCGCUAAUUCAACGCGGUCAGCAGAUGAUUCGGGAAAAUCAUUACGCCAUGGAACAAAUUGAACGGCAGUCCAACCAGCUGCAGCAGAAGCUGGUUAAUCUGAGAAAUUUGACCAGCGUUCGACGGCUACGGUUGCUGGAUGCGGUCGAAAGUCAACAGUUUUACGCCGAGGCGAACGAAGCCGAAUCUUGGCUGCGCGAGAAAAAACCGAUUAUUUCGUCCCACGAUUAUGGCAAAGACGAGGACUCUGCUAGUUCGCUACAGAAGAAACUGGAUGCGUUACAGCGUGAGCUGGUGGCUUUCCGGCCGAUUGUCGAGAAGAUCGAUAAGUUGGCCGCCGGGCUUCAAGAACGGGGACAUUUUGAUAGUGAAAAAAUCAAGGUUAAGAACGAUAAGAUUCAGUAUCAGUUCCAGGAGCUGAAUCGCCUUGCCGGGGAGAGGGAGAAGAAACUUGCCGAAACGAAAAAGUUGUACGAGUUUAUUCGAGAGAUCGAUGAUUUGCAGGAGUGGAUUGAGAUGCAAAUGACGACGGCUGGAUCGGAAGAGUACGGAACAGAUGUGGAGCAUGUCGAACAGCUGGCGGCGCAAUUCGAGUCGUUCGUAUCCAACAUGAACUCCAACGAGGGUCGAGUCACUGCCUGUCUUGCUAAAGGAAAGUCACUGUUGAAUGAGGGAAAUCCUAACAAGGACAUAAUCAAAGGUAAACGGGAUGAGACGAAACAACUCUGGGAGGAACUGAAGGAUUUGGUUCUGGCUCGGCAGGAAGCUUUAGCAGGGGCGAAACAGGUUCAUCUAUUCGACCGCACAGCGGAUGAAACAAUCACCUGGAUCAAUGAGAAGAUCUCCGCUGUUCUUUCCGAAGAUUACGGUCACGAUUUGGAAACCAUCCAAGCGCUGGUUCGCACGCAUGAAAGCUUCGAAGCAGAACUCGGUGCAAUCAAAGAACAGCUGGAAUCGGUGGUUACGGAAGCUCAAAAGCUUGGCGAUACGUUCCCCGAUGCCAAGGAACACAUCGAAGUCAAACGGGACGAAACAAUCGAGGCGUGGUCCGAGCUGAAAGAAAAAACCUUCCAGCGGAAGGAGAAACUCAUGCAAGCCGAACAGCUGCAAGCCUACUUUGACGAAUAUCGGGAUCUGAUGGCUUGGAUCAAUGAAAUGCUAGCUCAAAUCACGGCUCCCGAGCUGGCCAAGGAUGUCGCCGGGGCGGAAGCUUUGAUCGCUAAGAUUCAAGAGCAGAAAACGGAAGUCGACUCCCGCAACGAAGCUUUCGACACAUUCUACAAAACGGGAACCAAGCUGAUAAGGGACGGUCAUUUCCUGGCGAAUGAAAUUCAGGAAAAGAUCGCCAUUCUCGGACAGCGAAAGCGUCUGCUGGACAACACCAUCAUUCAACGGGCGGAAAUAUACGAACUCAAUCUGGACACGCAGCUGUUCCUGAAGGAGGCCGAAGUGAUCGAAAACUGGAUCAUCACCCGCCAGGUUCAGCUGAAGGAUGCCAAACUCGGGGAUUCAAUUGCUCAGGUUGAGGAUCUCAUCCGGAAGCAUGAAGACUUCGAAAAGACCGUUGCCGCACAGGAGGAGAAGGUUCUAGCGCUUAAGCGAAUCACGCUACUGGAGCAGAAGUUCAAGAAACAACUGGAAGCCGAGCAAGCUGCUCGCAUCGCCGAAAAGGAACGAGUCGAACGUGAACGUCACGAAGCGCUGAAGCAGAAGGAAGUCCAGCGAAUCACCGAAGAACGUAGAAGGCACGAGGCCAGCAAUUCACCUUCGGUUGUUAACGGAUACUCCGACGGUACACCCAACAAAUCAUCCACACCUAGUCAUCUAUCGCCUGCCGUAACUGCCCGUCUAUCGAAAGAAGCUCCGGAAGUAUCUCCGGCGGUUCAGAAAUCCAAUUCAUUUGCUGCCAUGCUGCAGGAAAGGCUUCGAAGAGGCUCGGAGGGUAACAUCAAACGAGCCGAGAGCAUGAAAAUCGGUCCAAAACCAGCCAAACGUACCCCGUCCUUUACCACACGGCGGAGAGCACAAAGCUUCCGUAAAAAUCAUCGCGGCAGCGAACCCGCGGAAUUCGAUCUACCUCCGGUGGAAAUUCAGGGUAUGUUGGAGCGAAAACAUGAACUACAAUCCGGAGGCAAAAAAGCUCCCGUCCGUUCCUGGAAGCCAUUCCACACGGUUCUGUGCGGACAGUUGCUGUGCUUCUUCAAGGACGUCGAAGAUUUUGCCCAAAAGAAGGCAGCUACCGCUCCGGUAAACAUUCUGAAUGCCAAAUGUGAACGGGCGGAAGAUUACACCAAAAAGAAGAACGUUUUCCGACUGGUUCUGCUGGACGGGUCGGAGUUCCUCUUUCUAACCGGUUCCAAGGACUCGAUGAACGAAUGGGUCAACAAGAUCGCCUUCCACGCCGCCCUGCCGCCAAAUCUGCAACUGAUGAGCUACGAUGAGUCGCUGAAGCAAUCCUCCGAUGGUGUUGAACCUGCCAAAAUGCUAGGCUUGCAGAUCAAUCCCCAAUCCCCGAUACUAGACCGUAGUGAUGCCAAUUCAUCCAUCAGUUCACGAACUUCGUCGCCAGAUUCCCAGCGGCGGGAUUCGCGUGCCUCGCUGAACAGUGCCAAGUCCGGAGGCUCCGGUAGUAACAACAGUAACAGUGUACCAACCCCUCAGAUAAACUUUCUGCAAAAGCAGAAAGAACUUCGCGAGUUAGAGAAUCAGCAACGACACUCGCAACAACCGCAACAGCAUCAGCAACACAUGAGUACCUUCCAGGCACCUCAAUCACCCCAGGAACACUAUGGACUGGCGGAUAAGCCACCGAUACCCCCACGUUGUGCUCCUCCGCCAGUACCCCAACGACAGUCAAGCACCGACAACGUGCUAAACAACAAUAACAAUGCCAACAACAGUGCAGUACAAAUCCGGUCCAAGCCAGGAACUGCCGGCGGUAGUUUUAAUGGCAAUGAUUACGAUAACGGAAACUAUACCAGCAGCACGCGACCCUUUUCCUACCAAUACAAUUCGACCAACCAACGGGGAAACGCCCAAAACGGUAGCCAAAACAACAACAAUAACAACAACGGAAGCGGCGAAGACGUCUGGUUACGUCACAGUGAAUUGAGGUCAUCAGGUUGGGGUCAAUCGCGGCACGAAACGACGCGGCCGGCUUCGCUACCGGUGGUGACAGGCAGCGGUUCGGCGGCCGGCUCAGCCGCCACACUGCCAACGACAGCCGAUCUACUGCUGGGCCGUCAGCAUGCCGGCCAAUCGGCGGAAAGUUCGAGCGAAAGCGAAGCCAGCUUUAUCAAGGGCGGUGGCAGCAGCAAAGACGGUGCCGCCAAGGACAAGAAGAGCAGCAGCGGCAGCAGUGGAGGCGGAGGCGGCGUGUUUAGAAUAUUUUCCAAGAAAAAGUCCAAGCAUCAGAACUAGGCUGGGGGAGUCUUUGCUUGAAGGGGUGCCCUAAUUUACUGAUCAACCAAGAUUGGUGGAUUCGCUUUUGCGAUGCAAUUCGUAGGCAACGUAAUCCGGUUGUAAAAUAUUACUUUUAAUUAAUUAUUUUGUAUAAUUUUAAAGAGAUAAGCACCAGCAGCUCGUUUGAAAACACUUGUUUAUUUUUUGUUCUUCUGGAAGCCCCGUAUUUUGUUUUUAUUUAAGUGCAAAAUGUUAUUUUAUCACGCGUAUCCAUAGCAGCUUGUAUCUACAAUCGAAUACUGCUUUGUCUUAAAAAAAAGAAUAAUAAAGAAAUUUAAUCUUUUAUCAUCUAGCCAAGAGAACAGUUUAUGUAGAAUGGGGUUGAGUUUAUAAAUCGCGAAUAGUUAGGAAUCUUAUUUAUAUCCCCACAGAAAUGAGUUCGAAAUUUUAGCGAUUAUGUAAAAUAUCAAACAAAAUAAUAGCUGGUUUACUGCUAGGAUCAAUAUCCAUAUGCAACGUUAGUCUAGAGGAGGAAGUCAUCGUCCGAGAUGGUUGACCGUAAAAUAGUAUAUACACAUGUUUACUAUUGUAGUACCUUAGUUUUUGUUAUCGUAUAGAUUUUAGAUAAGUAAAUUUAAUAAAAUUUCGAAUUAUUC